Messenger RNA from Rosa chinensis, 2506 nucleotides. RefSeq names its product sulfite reductase [ferredoxin], chloroplastic. Bases 144 to 2210 code for a protein of 688 amino acids. Gene Ontology annotation, cellular component: chloroplast stroma; sulfite reductase complex (NADPH). The transcript has 8 exons. Gene Ontology annotation, biological process: sulfate assimilation. Gene Ontology annotation, molecular function: 4 iron, 4 sulfur cluster binding; sulfite reductase (ferredoxin) activity; heme binding. The record is from RefSeq and is a predicted model, not a curated record. Lineage: Eukaryota; Viridiplantae; Streptophyta; Magnoliopsida; Rosales; Rosaceae.
GUUUCCUUUCUCUUCUUCACCACUCAAAUCCCCCUCACUCACUCACAACGCAGCUCAUUCCCUUUUCCUCUGAUUCUCUCUCUCUCUCUCUCUCAGUUCGUCUUCUGAAAGCCACGAACAAUACGGCGGCGUGUUGAUUUGCUAUGACGACGACGACUGCGACGGCGGCGGCGGUGCUCCGGGAGCCUAAGGUGGAGAUUGGAAGGUACCAGGGGCUGAGGUCAGCAAACUCGCUCGCUCUCACCGCCGGAGGAAGACACGUCACUCUCUUCAACGCUUCGUCUCGGAGCUCCUCUCUCAUUCGAGCCGUCUCUACGCCCGCAAAGCCUGAGACUGUGACAAAGCGUAGCAAGGUUGAAAUAUUCAAAGAACAGAGCAACUUCAUUAGAUACCCGCUUAAUGAAGAGAUUUUGACAGAUACCCCCAAUAUAAACGAAGCUGCUACCCAACUCAUCAAGUUUCAUGGGAGCUACCAACAGUACAACCGAGAUGAACGUGGUGGAAGGUCUUACUCGUUUAUGCUUCGUACCAAGAAUCCUUGUGGGAAAGUGUCAAACCAACUAUACUUGACCAUGGAUGAUCUUGCCGAUCAGUUCGGAAUUGGGACCCUUCGUUUGACCACCAGACAAACAUUUCAGCUCCAUGGUGUUCUGAAGAAGGACCUUAAGACAGUAAUGAGUAGCAUCAUUAGAAGCAUGGGUUCAACUCUUGGUGCCUGUGGUGAUCUUAAUAGGAACGUCCUUGCUCCUGCUGCUCCACUACUAAGAAAAGAUUACCUUUUCGCACAGAAGACAGCAGAGAACAUUGCGGCCCUGCUGACUCCUCAGUCUGGUUUUUACUAUGAUGUAUGGGUGGAUGGAGAGCAGUUCCUGACAGCAGAACCUCCUGAAGUAACCAAGGUCAGAAACGAUAACUCUAACGGAAAAACCUUCACUGAUUCCCCCGAGCCCAUCUAUGGAACUCAGUUCUUGCCCAGGAAGUUCAAAAUUGCAGUCACUGUGCCAACAGAUAACUCGGUGGAUAUUCUGACAAAUGAUAUUGGUGUUGUGGUUGUUACUGAUGAUAAUGGGGAGCCUCAAGGGUUCAACAUAUAUGUUGGUGGUGGUAUGGGAAGGACACAUAGGUUGGAGUCCACAUUUGCCCGUCUGGCGGAACCAUUGGGUUAUGUUCCCAAAGAGGAUAUUCUAAAAGCAAUUAAGUCUAUUGUAGAAGUUCAACGAGAUCACGGCAGAAGAGAUGAUCGUAAGUAUAGUAGAAUGAAAUAUUUGAUAAGUGACUGGGGGAUUGAAAAGUUUAGAAGAGAACUUGAAGACAAUUAUUACCAAAAGAAAUUUGAGCCAUUCCGCAAGUUGCCAGAGUGGGAGUUUAAAAGUUACUUGGGAUGGCACGAACAGGGUGAUGGCAGUUUAUUCUGUGGGCUUCAUGUUGAUAAUGGGCGUAUUGGGGGAAAGAUGAAGAAGGCAUUACGAGAGGUUAUAUCAAAGUAUAAUUUGAGUAUAAGGCUCACACCCAACCAGAAUAUUAUAUUGUGUGAUAUUCGCAAUGCAUGGAAACGUCCCAUCACAACAACUCUUGCACAGGCCGGUCUGCUGCAUCCUAGGUAUGUAGACCCCCUUAACCAAACUGCGAUGGCAUGUCCAGCCUUCCCUCUAUGCCCAUUGGCAAUAACUGAAGCUGAACGGGGAAUACCUGACAUUCUUAAGCGAGUUCGAGCGGUAUUUGAGAAGGUUGGUCUAAAGUACAAUGAAUCUGUUGUUAUAAGGGUGACUGGCUGCCCCAACGGUUGUGCUAGGCCAUACAUGGCUGAACUUGGACUAGUGGGUGAUGGUCCCAACAGCUAUCAGAUAUGGCUUGGAGGAACACCCAAUCAAACCUCAAUAGCAAAAACCUUCAUGAACAAGGUCAAGGUUCAAGACCUGGAAAAAGUUUUUGAACCUUUAUUUUAUCAUUGGAAACGCAAGCGACAAGCUAAAGAAUCAUUCGGCGACUUCACAAUACGUAUGGGUUUUGAGAAACUUCAAGUGUUGGUUGACAAAUGGGAAGGUCCAGAGGUGGCACCAACACGUUACAACCUGAAGCUUUUUGCUGAUAAGGAGACGUAUGAAGCAGUUGAUGAACUUGCAAAGUUGCAGGGCAAGAGUGCUCAUCAGUUAGCCAUGGAAGUCAUCCGCAAUUUUGUUGCUUCCCAGCAAAAUGGGAAAAGUGAAUGAGUACGCCAUGGAAACUGUUUUGCAAUGUCAUUGCUUCCGAGCUAGUAGCUCGGGUGAAUGAGGAACAAGGUCUCUGUUCUCACCAAGCUGUUACUAUUCGGUAACAGCAGGAACAAAUGGGAUACUGGAUUCGGUCUUAUUUUGCAUCAAGUUUUGCUUGCUUUUAUUCUUCUUGAAUGUUGAGUUUGUAUGAGUAGCUUGGAUUGUGUAUCCUAUGUUCGGUUUGAACUUGAGUUACCUUGUUUAUUAUUGUUUAAUAAAAUUAACCCAGUUUUUCUCGGUUCAAAAAAAAAAAA